This is a messenger RNA of Physella acuta, 5044 nucleotides long. RefSeq names its product phospholipid-transporting ATPase VB. Gene Ontology annotation, biological process: phospholipid translocation. The record is from RefSeq and is a predicted model, not a curated record. Gene Ontology annotation, cellular component: plasma membrane. Gene Ontology annotation, molecular function: ATPase-coupled intramembrane lipid carrier activity; magnesium ion binding; ATP hydrolysis activity. NCBI's taxonomy places the organism in Eukaryota, Metazoa, Mollusca, Gastropoda, Physidae.
CACAUACUCAACACACACUUCGUUGCCAAAAAAACAAUGGAUUUGAGGCUUGUGGUUUAACAUCAUUUAAAUAUGACGUUGUUUUAUAAUUUUGAUAUAGGAUAUUUUGUGGAAAUGGAAGAAGACGUUCGAAAUCGUUCUAAUUAGGAUACAGUUUCACUUUGAAUGUGAUGAAACUUAACCCACUUCAACUCAACUGAACUGUAUUUCUGAAGUGUUUCACGAAUGGCUGUGUCGUGUUCAGUUAGCGAGUGCGGAAAUAUUUAUAAACUGAGUGUCAAAUUAAUUAUUCUAUUCUAGUACUAAUAAUUUAAAUUUUAAAUAUAGAUCUAGUCCCAAAUCAGCAGUCAUUGAAAUAUUAAUAUUGUGUUACGAAGACAAUUAGGAUUAGGCCAUAUUAAUUUAAUUUAAAAAUAUAAGAGAGUCAACAGUCUACAGAACUGGAAAAGUCAUUGUUAGCCAAAAAUUAAAAGUAUAAUACUCAUCAUAGGACAGGUCUAUAUUUUAUUAUUCACAACAGGCUAUCAUAAUAGUAUUAAUAUUGUUACUCUCUGUUGUUAAAGACAAAACAUUAAAACUAGUCUUCAAAUUCUUAGCACGAAAUCAAGUGCUCAUUCUGUCACCAAGAUGGGAAUUGCACGUCGCAUACUUAAUUUUAUUCUGCCUAAUAGAGGUGUGGGGCCAAAUUUUCGGAGAGUAGUUCCGAAUCAUACAGUGGAUCCAAACAUCAAAAUCAAGCACAAGGCACAUCCUAAUUAUGGAUUUAAAGAUAAUGCCAUCAAGACCACUCGCUACACAAUAAUUACCUUCCUGCCGAAAAACUUGUUUGAGCAGUUUCAUCGCUUCGCCAACAUAUAUUUUAUUUUUGUUGUUGCGCUUAACUGGGUACCUGAAGUCAAUGCUUUUGCAAAGGAAGUCGCUGCUCUACCAGUUUUGUUUGUCUUAGCAGUGACUGCAGCUAAAGAUGCCUUUGAAGAUUUUAGGCGCUACCGGUCAGACAAACAAAUCAACAGCCACACAUGUCGUGUCUUUUCAGUGUCAGAGCAACGUUAUGUGAGGUGCAACUGGUCAAAUGUUUACCCAGGGGAUUUUGUUCAUCUGUCAUGUAAUGAAAUCAUACCAGCGGACAUCUUAUUUAUACGGUCCAGUGAUGUCCAGGGGAUCUGUCACAUAGAGACCAGCAACAUUGAUGGUGAGACCAACCUAAAACAACGGCAAAUUGUGGAAGGUUUCGCCACUGUGUCUGAGACGAGAGACUUUGUCCCCACCAUGUUUCCGUAUACAGUUGAGAUUGACCAACCCAACUCAGAGAUUUAUUCCUUCCGUGGUUUUCUUAAAAUGGAGAAUGAGACAGUGUCCCUAUGUAACAGCAACCUGCUGCAGCGUGGCUGUGUUAUCAGAAACACAGAUUACAUUGAGGGCAUGGUGGUCUAUGCAGGGGCAGAGACCAAGGCCAUGAUGAACAACAAAGGGCCAAGACACAAGAUCAGUCAGCUGGAGGCCAAGAUCAAUCGGGAUGUGAUUUGGUGUGUCAUACUGCUCUUGUUCCUUUGUUUCUUCUGUGCCAUUGGGAGUGGGAUCUGGCUGGCAGACUACAACAACCCCAACCUGGUGCCCUUCAUUUCUUUUGGUGACCUUGACCAGUACAGUCCACUAUACCAGGGGUUUAUUGUCUUCUGGACCUACAUCAUCAUCUUCCAGUCUGUGAUCCCACUGCCGCUGUACGUGUCUCUGGAGCUGGUCAAGCUUGGCCAGAUCUACUUCAUCAUGCAAGACAUAGAGAUGUACGACCAGGAGAGGGACAAACCCAUGGAGUGCCGGGCCCUGAACAUCACGGAGGACCUGGGGCAGAUUGAAUACAUUUUCUCCGACAAAACUGGCACGCUGACAGAGAACAGGAUGGAGUUCAAAUCCUGCACAGUGGGCGGGGUCAACUACAACCAUCUGCCUAGGGACGAUGAGAUAGACAGCCAGAGUGAUUUUGACAGCCGCAUAUCAUUUGCUGGACUUAGUAGAACUAGCUCUAUCUUUGAAAACCUGCACUUGGACCCGGCCCUACAGAGGGAGGUCUCCAACAUGUGUCUGCGGAGUUUAAACAGCAUCGACCUGAGCAUCCCACCCCACGUCAAGCAGGUCCAGGAGUUCUUUCUGCUGAUGGCUGUCUGCAACACUGUCGUUGUGUCCUACGUCCACUCUGAUUCUAUGGAUGACAGUGGAUAUAUUCCAGAGAGUGAACAUCCGAGGGACCAGCUCCCACCUGCCAAAGUUCCAGACAAACCAAACCAUAGAGGCCCUCCUGGCACACCUCUCUCCCAUCACUCCAGGUCUACCUUGUCUCUUUCUGCUUCUGAGAAUGGAGAUCUGGCAUCAGAAGGGAGUGUCACUGGGUCGUCCUUUAUGUCUGAUGGCUCUCAGAAAAAUCACUACGAGGCAGAGAGCCCAGAUGAGCUGGCAUUGGUCAAAGCUGCCAACACGUACGGCUGUAAGCUGGUCAAACGGGGACCUGGGAAGGUCAAGGUUUUAUUUACGGGUGAAAACGAAGAAGCGGAGUUUGAAGUCUUAAACACACUUCACUUUGAUGCCACACGCAAGCGUAUGUCUGUGAUUGUCAGGCACCCCAUAUCUCGAGAGAUUGUCUUGUACGUGAAAGGCGCCGACUCCUGCAUCUUCAAUGUGUUACAUAGAAAAUAUCAAGAGGAUGAAGAAUGCAAAAGACUGUUAGAGGCCACACAUAAAUACCUUGAGGGCUAUGCAUUGAGAGGUCUGCGGACAUUAUGUAUGGCUAAGAAGGUCCUGAGUGAGCAAGAGUACGGGGAGUGGGCCAUCAAGCACAAGAAGGCAGAGAUUGACAUGAACAACAGGGACGAGUUGAUACGGGAGUCUUGUAACCUCAUUGAGAGGGAUCUGGACCUGUUAGGUGGCACAGGUAUAGAGGACAAGCUCCAGGAAGGUGUUCCAUCUACCAUCUCAAACCUGCGCAAGGCUGGCAUGAAAGUCUGGGUCCUUACAGGUGACAAACAGGAAACAGCCAUACAGAUUGCGUACGCCUGCCACCUCUUCUCACGAGACCAGAACGUCAUCACCCUCAACGCUGACUCCAUGGAGGAAACCAAAGCCAGGCUUGACAGUGCUCUGGCUGACCUCAGGAGUGAGCUGCUGCCCACGGACGCCCACAGCCUCUCCACCUCUGAGAGCAACAUUUUGUCCCGCUCGUUUAUUUCCCUCCACUCCGUGGCUAACGAGAAGGAGAGUAAUUACGCCCUAGUCAUCGAUGGUCCGACUCUAAAUCACGCGACAAGCCCGGAGUUAGAGAAACGUUUCUUGAAGAUUUGCAUGAACUGUCAGUCUGUUGUUUGCUGCAGAGCCACGCCCAUCCAGAAGGCAACAGUUGUCAAGCUUGUCAGAGACAACCUUAAAAAGAUGACCCUGGCUAUUGGUGACGGUGCUAAUGACGUCAGCAUGAUCCAAGUUGCUGACAUCGGUGUUGGCAUCUCUGGUCAGGAGGGCAUGCAGGCCGUCAUGUCCUCGGACUUUGCCAUCUCUAAAUUUAAAUUCCUGGAGCGUCUGCUACUGGUCCACGGCCACUGGAACCUUGAGCGCCUGGCCAAGUUUGCUGCCAUCAUGUUCUACAAAAGUCUGCUAUCUGUGCUGGCACUGUUCUGGUUCCAACUGUUCAGUGGUUUCUCUGGCUCUCUGAUGAUUGACAGCCUCUACCUGACCAUGCAGCACGUCAUCUUCACGGCCGCCCCGCCCCUGGCCAACGGGAUAUUUGACAAAGAUCUGGCCGCUGAAACCCUGCUGUCUGAACCAGCCUUGUAUAAACCUGGACAGAAAGGGAAGAUGUACACACAGUGGACGUUUUUGAUUGUUACUAUAGACAGUGUGUACCAAAGCAUAAUGAUUUACUUCAUUCCUCAUUUGGCAUACAUGAAUCAAAGUAUAGAUAUCUGGGAAUUUGGGACAACUAUUGACGUCUGCAUGAUCUUGUCUAUAUUGUUGCACAUGGGUAUAGAAACUAAUAGUUGGGUGUGGAUCCAGUGGGGUUCUAUAGUCCUGAGCUUCGUCCUGUUCUGGGGUUUCCUCCUCAUCUCCAAUGCUGUUUUCUUCACAUUUGACCACCCGUCCAACCCCUACUGGGUGAUGGAGAACACCAUAGCCACUGCCUCCCAUUCCCUGAUUGUUGUGCUCACAUGUUUUGUUUCAUUGUUACCCAGAUUAUUAGUUCGAACUCUCCAAAUGUCAAUUUGGCCAAAUGAGAUUGGGGUUGCCAAGCAGAAGGAAAAGGACCAGGAGCAAGAACUCUUGAAGCAGGAGCAGACAGACAGCAGCGCCACCAGCCAGGACGAGUCAGUCAGUCAGGACAUGAACUCUUACGACCAGAAACAAAACGGCAGCCUGUUGUUGUCCGGCCUGUCUUACCCAGGCUGCCCGAGCUUUCACAACUCAAGGGACGCAACUCACCACAGCACAAGGGAGCCUACUCAGCAUCUGUACAUUAAGCACCACAAGUUUGGAGCUGAUAACAGAGGAUUUCAGGGGGAUUGGACUCCGCCCUCAGAAAACAAGGUCAGAGUUCAUUCUCAUCUUGUUCCUCUUAAUGACGUCCAGGUGAGGCAGAGAGGGAGGUUUCCCUCCUCCGCCUCCUCUGUUGAAGAAUCAGUCAUCACGUAGGUCAUCUUUUGAGUCACAUAGGUCAUCUUUUGAAUCUAGGUCAUUUAUUUUUAGUUGUUUACAAAUUAAAGUUUGUAAUGCAUACAACCUAAAUAAAAAAAUUAAUUAAAAAAAGCCUGAUUUACUGAAAACAGAUUGUAAUGAAAGAAUAUACCAUCUCAUGCGGUGAAUGAAACAUGCAUAGAAAUUACAACUUGAGAAACCGUAACAAACUGUUAAAUAUAAAUCUACUUAAUUAAAACAUGACUGUUAAUUGUAAAUGUACUUAAAAUUAAAACUGGACUAUUAAUUAUAAAUGUACUUAAUUAAAUCAUGACUGUUAAUUAUCAAUGUACUUAGUUUAAAUAUGACUGUUAGUUAUCAAAAUAUGACA